AUGCACUCGGCUGACCAUGCACUCAUAAGAAGCACCAGGGAGGACAUACUGAGCACAGAACGACCAUUGUUCAUACUAACACUCUCACGGGCAAUCAUUGUCUCAGAGACUUUUGUCAUCUCGCUCGCCGGCUUCUCCCAGCGUCAAUGGGUAUGGACCUUGGAGCUGCAUCCCAUCCGCAUUGAGAACGCCGUCCGCGUGUUCUCCCACUCUGGUCAGCCUAGGAGCCUUCCUCGACGUAAUCAUGCAGACCCUUUCAAUCGAUGUUGUUCUAUGUAA
Molecule: messenger RNA, 279 nt
Organism: Heterobasidion irregulare TC 32-1
Lineage: Eukaryota; Fungi; Basidiomycota; Agaricomycetes; Russulales; Bondarzewiaceae
Exons: 2
Coding region: 1-279 (92 amino acids)
Source: RefSeq, a predicted model, not a curated record